Anisakis simplex (herring worm) is the source of this 1005-nucleotide messenger RNA. The record is from the annotation of a GenBank genome assembly. Lineage: Eukaryota; Metazoa; Nematoda; Chromadorea; Rhabditida; Anisakidae.
AUGGACGUUGAUGGGGAUGUUGACGGCUCAUUGGCGCAAGCGCUUUCAUGCAUGGCCACAAAUGAUAAGGAGGUUUUGAUUCGACAGUUUCAGAACAUCCUCGGUGAGAAUCAUGUUCUUACACCGGAAGCAUGUGCCUUCUUUCUUGAUAUGAACAAUUGGAAUUUGAAUGCUGCGCUAGGAGCGUAUUACGAUUAUGGUUCACCAAAUACAAUCGGUAUGCCUCCACCGGAAUACACUACUCGUUUACCGUCAAUGCAGUUCGUUCAGGAUAUUACUAUUGGCGAGGGUGAAAGUGUUCCGCCAUCGACACGUUUCGUUAAAACGUGGCGUGUACGAAACAAUGGUUUAGAGUGUUGGCCAGCUGGAUGUUACAUAGCAUUCAUGGAAGGGGACAAAUUGAGUGAAGUGACUAGAUCAUGGGUGCAGCCAUUGAGAGCUGGUGAAGAGGGUAACGUCAGCGUGGAUAUGAUGAGUCCAGCAGCGAAAGGAAUCUAUCAGAGUAGAUGGCAGUUGAACACUAGUAAUGGUAUUCCAUUUGGAGAAUCAAUUUGGUGCAUUAUAACAGUGGACGAUAUGGGCAUACUGGAUAUCACACAACAGUUAGCGUGUGCGCCGCUGGGUGUUCGUCCACAAACAUCUGAGCAGCAACAAAUAAGGAAUCCAUUUGCGAGCAGUUCCUCAUCCACUGCUUCAUCAAAUAUGACACGUUUACGCAGUAAUUCUGAACGUGAUGGUUUUUGUGGUGGGAAUUUCGAGUGUGUGCCCAGUGUUGGUGGUAGUAUGGAUAAUUUAUCGUAUGACUCUCCAGCAAGUCCCAACGGAAGUUGUUCAUUAUACAACGCGGUUGUUAGUCGAUUACCUCAGCUUCAAAAUGCUACUGCAACAAUUGGAACAUCUGCGGCGAUGGCCACACAUAGCAGAUCGGAACCAAUUGAAAUAGGUAACUUCAUGGAUGAAUCACCCGACGUUCCACCUUGUACACCGUGCACACCACCACAAUAG